CCUACUGGAUAAAUGAGCCAAUGGAUGUGAAUGCGGCCGAGGAGGAAGACGCUGAAUUUUUUUGCCGUGCUGAGGGAAUACCUGCCCCAAGAGUUUCCAUGUUUAUUAAUGGAGUACCAAUUGAGAAUGUAAAUAACCCAAGGCUGCAGGUUGGACAAGAUAAAAUCAUCUUCAAGAACUUGACUAAGUCUGACACUCUUGUUGUACAGUGUAAUGCUACAAACAAGUUCCAAGAUGGCUAUGUCUACGGGGAUGCCUACCUCAAUGUCUUAGCUGAGGAGCCAUCCUUCCUGCGUCCACCACCUCUGAUCCAAGAGGUCCCAGCAGACAAGUCCACCAUCAUCCCAUGUCAGGUGUUUGGUGCCCCCAAACCUAGGAUAUCAUGGACGCGGAAUGGAGUAGAUGUUAGUGGCGGUGCCAAGUAUACCAUCCAUCCAAGUGGAGACUUGGAAAUUAAGAAUGUGCAGUCGUCUGAUGGGGGAGAGUACGCCUGUCACGCCUCCAACAAAUUUGGCAGUGGCUUCAGAGAUGGGCGUCUGGUUGUCAGAGCUCCCACCACCCUCCUUACGGUGCCCCAGGACCAAAUGGUGGAACUCGGCAGCAACGUGAAGUUUGUCUGCACUGCCAGGACAGAUCCUGAGAAGAUGAGCAAGCUGGAGAUGUACUGGCUCAAAGACAGCGAGAGAAUCAACCUGAACCAGGCGCAGAGGUUGUACGAGAACUACAUGGACAAUUCCUUGAUCAUCAGUGAUGUGAAUCUGCUGGACUCUGGGAAGUACACUUGUGUGGCGAAGAAUGGCUUGGAGAAUGAUCAGUCCAAUCAUACUGCUACCUUGGUGGUACAAGGUCGUCCCGAACCUCCAAAAGUUGUAACAAUCAUGGAAUGUGGCACACAGCAAGCUCGAGUGUCCUGGAGCGCUGGCUCUGACAAUUACGCCCAGAUUCUCAAGUACCGUAUCGAGUACAAUACCACCUUCACGCCAGCCACCUGGGUGGAGAUCAGGACCGUCAGCGCUGCGAACAGUCAGCAGUACCUUCCUCUCUCGCCCUAUGUCAACUACACCUUCCGUGUUCUCGCCCAGAAUCGUAUUGGCUGGAGCCUGCCCAGUACGCAUUCGAAGCAGGUGUGCACGACCCCACCCGCGGCGCCCUCUCAUAACCCCGAGAAUGUGGAGACGUGGAACACGGAGUGGGAUCAGUUACACAUCAGAUGGACGCCCAUGGCCCCAGUGGAACACAAUGGACAGGGUUUCCACUACCUGAUCACGUACUACAGACUGGACAUUCCCAAUGACAUUAUAAAGAGUGUGAGGAUCGAUGACUGGACCCAAAGAGAGCUCAGGAUUGAGAACACGCCCUUCUACACUCCAUACGCCAUCAAAGUGCAGGCGAUAAAUUCCAUGUCUGCUGCUCCUGACGAGCCGGCUAUUGUUGGGUUUUCUGGAGAGAGCACACCACUGGUGGCCCCAACCAACUUCAUGUUGAACCCCAAUGUCGCUGUCACGUCCAACAAGGCCAGUUUUAUAUGGGACGCUGUGGACCCUGAGAGUGACCAGAUUAGAGGCUUCAUGAGAGGCUACCAGAUUCAGUUCUGGCUGGAGGAGGAAGGAGAGCAGGGAAUGAGAACCGAGUACAUCUACACGCGAGAUCUCGCUCUGGAGGGGAGGAACUGGGUCGACAAGAUACGCACCAAACGGCAGACGCCUCCCAAGAUGGAGGCCACGAUAAGUAACUUGCCUUCCUCACAGCGUAUCGUCGCCCAAGUUCGUGUGAUUAAUAAGAAGUACGCAGGGCCACCCAGCAAUAAGAUCAUUGUACAGACACCAGAAGGAGUGCCAGGUCCUGUGCAGAACUUCCAGUUUGUUCUUGUUGGUCCAAACCACAUUAAGCUUCAGUGGAACAAGCCUGCUGAACCCAAUGGCAAGAUCACAGGCUAUGACAUUGGCUACAGGACAGUCACUGGGCUGUCCCUGGGAGCCAUCCAGUACAAAGAACCUGCCAUGACAAUUGGACCAGACGAUACCAGAGACCGUUUUACAGCCACAAUCACAGGAAUGAAGUCCUCAACGCGCUACAGGGUGUAUGUGUGGGCGCGCACGAAUGUGGGGCGUGGCGAGCAAGACUUCUUAGAUGCAGCUACUCUGGAGCCUUCAAGCCCAGGUAAACCUGACUUCAGGGCUGUCGCUGGACCAUGCUCAUCAGUGGUGGACUGUCCAAUCAACGUGACCUUCAUUCCGGCCAGUGUGAACCCUGGGGGUGCUUUCUAUGUCCAGUACAGGAAGAAAGGCACCAAUAUGUGGAUGAACACUUUCACGGAGACGGACAGAAUGUGGAGGAAUAUUUCUAAGCUGGAUCCUGGGACCACGUACGAGGUCCGUCUGGUGGCCAUGAACAGCAAACAGUACAGCACAGCCAGCGACGUAAAGGGGAUAGACACCUUAGGUUCAGCGAUGUCUAUUGGAUAUAUAGGCACAGCAGGCUGGUUCUAUGGAAUGAUUAUUGCCAUCUUGGCCCUCAUCCUUAUCUUGAUAGUAGUCUGUGUACUCAGGAGGAAGAGAGGGGAGAAUUAUCCAGUCCAUGAGAAAGAACAGUUGAGAGGUCCAGAAUUUGAACAACACGAAGGAGGCUUUGGGGAAUAUCAACGAGGGUACGACAAUGCAUACUAUCAAAGAGCUACAACUUCGUAUGUGACACAGCCAUUAAUGCGGUACGGCAGCAUUUAUAUUACACCUCCGCAGCCUCUUCUAGUUGCUUCUGGCCCUAACUCCAACUUCUGAUAUUGGCACUGUAAAAAAGGGCAGAACCAGGUUCCCCCCCUCGCCUCCACCCCCAAUUGGUUUCAUUGUGCUCUGUCUCACCCAGGAACAUUCUGGUGGCACAGCUAACACAAUGGGUUGUGCAGAGCUCAAGGAAACCUGGGGCCCGUUGCACAAAAGAACUUGGUCAAAAUUAUUGAACACAAAUGCUGGUCUUUGAAACGAGAUUAAAUUGUGGGUAGUACAAUUAGAUAAAGCAUUGCACCUGUUUUAUAAUGAAGAAGGCAUGACUCGGUCUAAUGUCACAUGACUGAUGUCUCGGACUAAUUCUUGAUUUAUUUAAGAAGACUGCUGCACUUUAACUGAAGUAGACUGAAUUUCGGUCAUAAAAUUAAGAUUUUGGUCCUAAAAUUAAGACCAGGUUUGGGACUGAAGUUCUUUUACGAAACGGGUCCAUAUGAUUAUACCUUUACCUUGUACCAAUUGUACCAAUUAUCUAUCCAAUACCUGACUCUGCCAUUUAAAUAUAAACAAGCAAAAGCAGCACAGAUAACCUAGGGGCAGAGAAAUAAGUCAAAGAGAUAUCCGUCUGGGAAUUUGCUGUUGUGACAGCUUCACUUUCUUUUAAUAUUCUUCCUCUUCUUGUUUUGAGUCUUUCAAAUUUUGAAAUGUCUUCAAUUUGCAAAUUCUUAGUAGAUUUUUUUUUAGCAAUGCUAGCUAUAAAAUUUUCGCUACAUGCUUAAUUUUGCUUCAAGUGUGUGGUAAAGCUACUUCCACCAUCUUGUUUCAUUUAAAUUUAAAGAAAACGUUGCUUCAUUAAAAAAAAAGGAAAGAAAAAGUUUUCCCAGAUGGAAGAAUCCAAGCAGAGGGCUUUAUGUGAAUAAAAGGGAUUGGAAUGUGUGGUGAACAGCACUUAGUGCUUUAGACAAGGCUGCACCCUGAGUUAGAUAGCCUUGAAUUGAACAAAUGUUGCAUGCAUUAAGCUUUUGUUGGCUCAAGGCAGAGGGUUUGAAUUCUGGACUGUGUAACUCGGGUGUGUUCAGCGUGACUUGAGGUAGAGAGAUUAAUUGUAGAAAUGACGAAC
This is a messenger RNA of Lingula anatina, 3840 nucleotides long. Its product is annotated as neuroglian. The record is from RefSeq and is a predicted model, not a curated record. Gene Ontology annotation, biological process: cell-cell adhesion; brain development; axon guidance. Gene Ontology annotation, molecular function: cell-cell adhesion mediator activity. NCBI's taxonomy places the organism in Eukaryota, Metazoa, Brachiopoda, Lingulata, Lingulida, Lingulidae. Gene Ontology annotation, cellular component: plasma membrane; axon.